Salvia hispanica is the source of this 1111-nucleotide messenger RNA. The record is from RefSeq and is a predicted model, not a curated record. NCBI's taxonomy places the organism in Eukaryota, Viridiplantae, Streptophyta, Magnoliopsida, Lamiales, Lamiaceae.
UCCAUCACUUCUCACACACUGCAGCGAUUCAAUUUUCAUUUUUGAAGAUUUUUUUUCCACAAAAUCUACACACAUCAGCUCUAGCUUGGCAAAGAAAUGGCAGCUAGAAGGCCGAUUAAUCCCUCUCGGCGCAUAUCAGAGACUGGAGCAGUUUUAUCAUCGUCUUCGUUGCAGUCCAGAUCCCGCUCUCCUUCUUAUUUGUCGAUUGCGCUCAUUCUGCUUGAUCUCGAUUUUGCAGGGGGCAUUGUUUGUGAUUGGUUAUCUAUAUCGCGGCCAAGGUAGUUUUGGAAAUCCUAAAGCUCUGAAUCGCGUGGAAGGAGAUGUUUCAUGCACUGUUGAAGUUGAACGUGCCAUUCCAAUUCUAAAAAAAGUAUAUGGUAACAGUAUGCUCAAGGUGUUGCAUGUUGGUCCAGAGACUUGUUUUGUUGUUUCAAGAUUGAUAAAGGAGGAAGGCACUGAAGCUUUUGGUGUGGAACCAUAUGAUGUUGAAGAUGCUGAUGAGGCAUGCAAGAGACUGGUGCACAAAGGCCUUGUUCGUGUGGCUGAUAUCAAAUUUCCUCUUCCCUAUAAGGCAAAAUCAUUUCCUCUUGUCAUUGUGUCGGAUGCGUUGGAUUACUUGUCUCCGAGAUAUCUCAACAGGAGCCUGCCUGCAUUAACAAGGCUAUCAUCUGAUGGUCUGGUCAUAUUCACAGGGUAUCCGCACAAACAAAAAGCAAUGUCUGUUAAUAAAGCCAGAUAUGGACGUUCUGCUAAGUUGAGGAGUUCGACGUGGUGGAUAAGAUAUUUUCUUCAGAUGAGCCUAGAGGAGAACGAAGCUGCAACGAAGAAGUUUGAGCAAGCUGCAGCAAAGAGUUCAUUCACCUCAAAUUGCCAAAUACUUCAUCUCAAGUCUUACCGAUGAUGUCCUAGUAGGUGUAGAAUGUCUCUGCAUAUAUAUCAAGUAAAUGUUGAAUAGUUCAGAAAGAAAUCCACAAAUUUUGUCUCAUUUUUCUCUUUUUUUGUUUCAUCCCAAAAUAGGGUCAUAUUCUUUUAUUACUAGGAGUACAAUAUAUGGGAAAGUAGAACAUUUCUCAUUUCAUAUUUUAUUAAAUCAUAGGUUCAUUUUCAAAUA